CAGGAAUGCCAUUAAGCGUUUCGGUGUCGGUUCGGGCGGAACACGCAACAUCUCCGGCAACUCCCUCCUCCACGAGGCUCUCGAGCACGAGCUCGCCGACCUGCAUGGCAAAGAGGCGGCUCUGGUCUUCUCCAGUUGUUACGUCGCCAAUGAGGCCACACUCUACACCCUCGGCACCACAAUUCCCGAUUUGCAGAUUCUCUCAGACGCGGGCAAUCACGCCUCGAUGAUACACGGUAUACGUACCAGUCGGGCCGCAAAACACAUCUACCGGCACAACGAUCCGAAUCACUUGAGGGAACUGUUGCGAAAGAUGCCCGCGGAAGUGCCAAAAUUGGUGGCCUUCGAGACGGUGCAUUCAAUGACAGGUGGAAUUUGUCCGAUUACCGAGCUGCUAGAAGUGACUCAGCACUACAACGCGCUUUCCUUCGUUGACGAGGUACAUGCUGUCGGUUUGUACGGCAAUCAUGGCGCCGGGGUAGCCGAGGAGGUCGGUUGCAUGAAUCAAAUCAGCGCCAUCACCGGCACGCUGGGCAAGGUAGGCUGGCUCGUCAUCUACCUGCCUCUCCUCCCCCCGUUCCACUUUCAUCUCCUCCUCUCUCUCUCUCUCGUUCAGUGA
Messenger RNA from Dibothriocephalus latus, 619 nucleotides. NCBI's taxonomy places the organism in Eukaryota, Metazoa, Platyhelminthes, Cestoda, Diphyllobothriidea, Diphyllobothriidae. The record is from the annotation of a GenBank genome assembly.